AUGUAUUGCUGUCAGAUUUACGGUCAUUUUAGGUAUUGCUUCAACCGAGCAUAUCAAUGUCCUUCUACAAACUGUGAUUUACCAAUGAUGGAACAUUCCCGAAGAAUGGUUCAUAGGAAUGUUUGCGUGGAAAUAACAACGCAGAAUUAUGUACACUUAAGUGGUGACUUCAGCAGCGCAGUGGUGGAUGAAAGAAAUGCACAAGAGAAAUACAAAUAUGACAAAAGCGAUGUCAUUCAUGUUGGAAGCAACUCCUUAACAAUGAGCCAUCAUCAGUGA
Messenger RNA from Brugia malayi, 279 nucleotides. RefSeq lists its product as uncharacterized. Lineage: Eukaryota; Metazoa; Nematoda; Chromadorea; Rhabditida; Onchocercidae. The transcript is spliced from 2 exons. The coding region runs from base 1 to 279 and encodes 92 amino acids. The record is from RefSeq and is a predicted model, not a curated record.